Messenger RNA from Ciona intestinalis (vase tunicate), 1470 nucleotides. The record is from RefSeq and is a predicted model, not a curated record. Lineage: Eukaryota; Metazoa; Chordata; Ascidiacea; Phlebobranchia; Cionidae.
AUGGAAGUCAAAGCAUCCGGCGAUGUUCCGCCACCACUAGAGGGCCAUUCGAUCAGCGAGCACCGUGGGUUAUUGUUUAUGUUUGGGGGUGAGAUGGGUUUUGCUUCGGCAACCGAGGUCCCUCUGUGGGUUUUUAACCCAAAGCUAUGCAGUUGGAGCAAGAAGGCUCAUUCUGUGAAUGCCCCGUGUGGUAGAAGGGAGCAUACAGCUGUGGUUUAUUCAAACCAAAUGUGUAUUUAUGGGGGAUAUGUAGAUUUAAAAGGCCCAGACAAUGGAAUGUGGAUGUAUGACUUCAAAACUGAUACUUGGUCUACUGUAAACAAAGCUAAGAUUGAACCUUGUCCUGCUGGAAGGUACAAACACGCAGCUGUGGUGUAUGAUAACACCAUGUGGGUAUCGGGGGGGUUAAUGGGGAUAACAGACCGAAACCAGACUCAGGUUUGGACUUGGAGCUUCUUGGAUGAAGUUUGGAGCCAGAUUAAGACAAAAGGUUUGCCUUAUCAGUUGUUUAACCAUGCCGUGAGCUUGGUAGGUGGUACGAUGGUGGCGUUUGGUGGGACAAGGGAGGAUGGGCAGUCUUGCUGUAAACUAUGGCGCGUUGAUUUGAAUGAGUUUGCAUGGAAAGGCUCACAGAACUGGCAGAUUUGUCAUAGUCGUAAUAAAGUUCGGCCGUCACCGUGUUCAAGUCACUGCCUUGUGUUGUUACCUACUUGGGAUCAAACUAACAAAGCUAUUGAUGAUGUCAUAAUAGAACAACCAGAGAUCAAUCAAACCCAAACAAACUGUAAUGAAAAUAAAAUUGAAUUUAAUUCACUGAGCGUGGUUAAUGUAACAGAAAGUUUAAAACCAAUUCCAAGUCCUGUUAUAUCGAAUACAAAGAUGCCGCAAAACAAAUCUCCAAAAAUUGAAUCCUCGUCAAAUCCUUUGAUUGAAACUUUGGAAGAAAAGAACGAAAGUUUAAUGUUUAGCAACCCGAUAGCGCUGGACGACCCAGUAGAAUGGACACGUAAAUACUUAUACCAAACAGACAAUGUUAAUAAGUUUUCAUAUAAUAUGUCAAAGCAAGAUGUGACAUGGAAACCGCAUCAACAAAAUAAUCGGAAAUUUCAAACGACUUCGUUUAUUGAGCGCUCUAAAGUAGGAAUGAACAACGAUGGAUUUGAAAACGACAGCGAAAAAAAUCAAUUGGGGGAUGAAAAAGUUUAUGAAAAAGUUCGGUCGGAUUCUAUGUCUGCGUUUAUUGAGAACGCAAAGAUUUUGGAAACUAUGAACAAAAGCUUGGAUGUGCCUGUUGAAUAUGUGCACGAGGUGCCCAGAGUGCACCACGCGCACGAUGUGAACUAUGUGCACCGGGAUAAUAUUUCUAAUGACUCGCUGUCAGAAGUUUGGUUUAUGCUCGUUGGUGGUAAGCUGGCUGAUUCAAGUUUACAUAUUGAGCGACCAGUAAGUAUGUGGCAAUGCCAGUUCUGA